AUGUUAAAACAUAAUAUUAGAAAUAAUCAAAAAUGGACAUUUAUUAAAAAUUUUUUACUUUUUUUUAUUUUUUUUUCAUGGUUUAUCUUUCUACAUAUUUCUGGGUUAUACUUGUUUACACAGGGUUUUCUUCUUACAAGAUCUACUUUGAAUUUAACAUCAAGGUGUGAUAUUCCUCCAUAUGUUUUCACAAAUCAAGAAAUUUUAAAAAAUGAUUGUUGGUAUCCUUCGACGUUUAAAAAAGCGAUUAUCGUUGUAAUUGAUGCAUUGCGUUAUGAUUUUACUAUUGAGAAUCCGGGCUCAAGUCUUUAUUGCCAUAACAUAUUUACUGUUCUUCAUGAAACAUCUACCAAACAUCCUAGACAAGCAUUUUUAAGACCAUUUAUUGCUGAUCCUCCAACAACUACUUUACAGCGUCUUAAAGCAUUAACAACGGGAACUUUGCCAACUUUUAUUGAUGCAGGAUCAAAUUUUGCUGGUACUGUUAUUUUAGAAGAUAAUAUCUUGGCACAAUUAAAAUCACGAGGUUAUCGUAUCGGGUUUUUAGGAGAUGAUACAUGGAUUUCUUUGUAUCCUACAUAUUUUGAGCCUAAUAUUACUUACCCCUUUGAUUCAUUUAAUGUUUGGGACCUUGAUACUGUUGAUAAUAAUAUAAAUUCCUACUUAUUUCCUCUUCUGAAUGAUACUGAAAGAACAAAAUGGGACAUACUUAUUGUCCAUUAUCUUGGUCUUGAUCAUGCCGGACAUAAAUAUGGACCCAAUCAUUAUGAAACUGCUAGAAAACUAUCUGAAAUGGAUACUAAUAUAAGAAAGAUUAUGAGCAAACUUCAAAAUGAUACACUUUUAAUUGUUUUAGGGGAUCAUGGCAUGGAUGAAAAAGGUAAUCAUGGUGGUGAUAGUUUAGACGAGGUAGUCUCUGCUCUUUGGAUGUACAACAAAGGUUCAACAUUACCGGAAUUUCCAUCAAAUUUAACAAGUAUAUCCCAACUUGAUUUUGUACCAACAUUAUCACUUCUUAUGGGCAUUCCUAUUCCAUAUAAUAAUCUAGGUGGUCCUAUUAUAGAGGCUUUUUUUUAUAACAAAAAUUUAAAUUGGAAAGAUUACUCUCGAGCAGCAAAAAUAACUGUAUAUCAAAUCAAAAGAUAUAUUAAAUCUUAUAAAAAUAUAUAUGGUUUAGAUGGAUUUGAAGAUAUAAAAGUUGACUUAGAUACGGAAAACAUAGAGUAUAAAUUUUCUCAGAAUAAUUUUCAAAAUAAUGAAUUUUGGAAAAAACAAUUCUUUAAAUAUAUAACUUAUCAACAAAUGAUACUUAAUAAAUUUCGAGAAAUAUGGGUAAGAUUCGAUAUUUGGAGAAUAAUUGCUGGAAUUAUUAUCUUAUUUGGAGAUUUACUAUGUCAGUUUCUUUUUUAUCUAAAUUUGAAUUAUUUAACAGAAAAAAUUAAUAUAUUAGGUAUUAUUCUAAAAUCUAUAAUUGGCGCAGGAAUUUGUGCACUUUUAUCUAAAUUGUCUUUUGUUUUCUUAAAUGUCUCAAAUUCAGCAUUAUUUGGGGGGUGCUUUGUAAGCAUUUUGAGUUUUUUAUCCUUUUUUUUAAAAAAGGCUUUUUUUGUCCAAUUUCCAAAAUCAUUCAGUAAAUCUAUUACUAUCCUGUUGAUUAUUGUACAUGGCCUUAUAUUAUCAUCAAAUUCUUUUAUCGUUUGGGAGGAAAAGAUAAUUUUAUUUACUAUAUCUUCUAUUUAUACUUUGAUUUUUUUUUCAGUAUUUUCUAAACAUAAAAAGAAUAUUCGUAUUUCAGCAAUUAUACGUAUAUUAUUGCUAUUUCUUACUGGAAGAAUGACAUCUUUAAUACGUCAAUGUCGGGAAGAGCAGCAGCCUUUUUGCAAAUCAACUUUUUUUUAUAAUACAAGAAAUUUUGUUAUUUCUUUUUGUUUUUUAUUUCUCCUGGCUUUCAUAUUUUUAGUCCUUCUUCCAUCAACUAUAUCUCAUUUUCUUACUAACUCAAAAAUUCAUAAAGGCUCUAGAUCAUCUCCUUUUAUAGGAUUCAAAGUUGGUUUUAUUUUAAUACUAGCACAUUCUAUAAUUGAUUUCGAAACAUUGCAUUUUAGCCAAUUAAAACAUUUUAACAAUGAAAAAAUUCAAGAAAUCAAAAUGAUAUUAGUAAGAAUUGUCUUAUUUACAUAUUUAUUUAUCUUUCAUUUAAUAUGGAUAUUUUUGUCUUUUAAUAAUAGAAUAAAGGGAAAAUCUAAGCUUUCAAAUCUUCUCAACUUAACUUUUAUGCUUAAAACAUAUACUCAUAAAUUUACAAAUAUAUAUAACUCAAAUUAUUUUUCAUUUAUUCUUAGCUGGUUUAUUAUCUUAACAAUUCUUCAAAAGCCACUAGGUGUUAUUUCUUUUUCUUUUCUUCUUUUUCAAAUUCUUUUAUAUAUAGAACUUUUACAUUUACUGCAAAAGAAUAGUAGCUCAGAAAUCGAUGUUAUCUUAUUUGCACUUUUAGGUCGUUCUCAUUUUUUUUCAACUGGACAUCAAGCUACUUUGUCAUCUAUUCAAUGGGAUUCUGCAUUCCUAGCUUCAAAAACCAUUAUAUAUCCACUUUCUCCUGCAUUAAUAUUGGGAAAUACAUUUGGCUCCCAGAUAUUUAUAGCUAUUUCUUUACCUCUUUUGAAUUUUCACAUGGAAAAUAAUGCCAUUGAUGCUACAUCUAAUCGUCUUUUUGAAAUUCUUCAAAUCUUUCUUCUAUAUCAUUCUAUGAUGACAACAUCAAGUGUUUUAUUUACUGCUCUUUUACGUAGACAUCUCAUGGUUUGGAAAAUCUUUGCACCAAAAUACAUGGCAAAUGCAAUUGAACUUUUAUUAAUCGAUAUUAUAUUGUUAUUCUUUACACUAGGAUUUAGUAUAAUCAAUUUUUUUCAUCAUAUAUAG
Pneumocystis murina B123 is the source of this 2916-nucleotide messenger RNA. RefSeq lists its product as hypothetical. Bases 1 to 2916 code for a protein of 971 amino acids. Gene Ontology annotation, biological process: GPI anchor biosynthetic process. Gene Ontology annotation, cellular component: endoplasmic reticulum membrane. NCBI's taxonomy places the organism in Eukaryota, Fungi, Ascomycota, Pneumocystomycetes, Pneumocystales, Pneumocystaceae. The transcript has a single exon. Gene Ontology annotation, molecular function: mannose-ethanolamine phosphotransferase activity. The record is from RefSeq and is a predicted model, not a curated record.